CUUCCCACAGGUCGCCCGUGGGGACGAGACCCGCGGCUCGCCCGGCCCCCAGCCCUCAGCCGCCAACAUGAAGCAGUUGAUCUGGAACCAGGAGCUGGCCGACGUGGCGCAGGCUUGGUGUAAUACCUGCCCCGCGAACCACGACUGCAAUGACUGUCGGAGAGCGUUUAGCAUAGACGGCUUCGUGGGACAAAACUUGUACUGGAAUUUUGCGUUCCUGGCAGAUCAGGUUUGGAGUCCAGCACUGAAGGCCUUCUACGAUGAGGUGCAGUUCGUCCCCAAAACUCUGGUGGAUAAAUACCUGUCAAUUCCCACGGCAGGACAGAUUGGCCACUACACUCAGAUGGUUUGGGCUGAAACGAGCGAGGUGGGCUGUGGCGCCGUCUACCACGGUCCUUGCGCCGGCAGCUUCCCAGAGUGCAAGACGUAUUGUUGCAAUUACGGUCCUGCAGGAAAUAUUCUGACGAGGCCUAUAUACGAAACAGGUCCUGCGGCUUCAAACUGUCCAAAUGGGAAGUCGGAGGAAUAUGAUGGACUCUGUAAACCAUAAUUUCAUUUGCGUUUUGAAUAUU
Messenger RNA from Penaeus chinensis, 572 nucleotides. Its product is annotated as scoloptoxin SSD976-like. The record is from RefSeq and is a predicted model, not a curated record. The transcript has 4 exons. Bases 68 to 550 code for a protein of 160 amino acids. NCBI's taxonomy places the organism in Eukaryota, Metazoa, Arthropoda, Malacostraca, Decapoda, Penaeidae. Gene Ontology annotation, cellular component: extracellular region.